This is a messenger RNA of Anthostomella pinea, 1692 nucleotides long. Lineage: Eukaryota; Fungi; Ascomycota; Sordariomycetes; Xylariales; Xylariaceae. The record is from the annotation of a GenBank genome assembly.
AUGGAUGACUACGACCCAUUCGACGGCGACGAGGAUGCUGCGCUGCGCCACGCAAUCGCCUUGUCCCUCCAGGAGGCGGACGAGCCCGGGAAGCCCGUCGAGCUGAGCUCCGACGACGAUGAGGAUGAUCUGGAGCGGGGUCCUGCGUACCCGCCCACCCCGAAAAGGGCUGCGAAGGAGGUCGAAGAGAGCGCCCCCGCAACAGGUACUACUAAACCCUCGUCAUCUUCUUCUUCUCAGAUGACCCCGUCGGCGCAACAGCCGGCAGCUCCUGCGGGUGGUGGCAGUGGCGGCCUCUCAGCAUUCGGCCUCGACAGGAAGAAGAUGGAGGAAGAGCGGCUUGCGAGGGCUGCGAAGCGGAAGAUGCCCCAUGGUCCGGACGAAUUGGAUGGUCAAGAGGACCGUCGGAGGCGCGUGAAGCUUGAUGCGGCACCUGGUGCUGCUACUGCUACGCCCGUUGUGCCUGCUGUGCCCGCAUAUUCUGGACCUGGGCAGAAGGGCGCUGCUCAGGGAAACGUCAGGGGUCUACCAUAUCCCAAAGGUGUCGUCAAGAAGACUUGGGCGCGCGGGUAUCCACGCAAGGACGAUAUCAAUAUCGAAGAGGUGCUACAGAAAGAUGAGCUGGAGCUGGCGAUGAUCAGUUCAUUCCAGUGGGACGAGGAAUGGAUGUUGUCCAAGAUCGAUAUCAAGAAAACGAAGAUGGUGCUUGUUGCUUUCGCAUCGGGCGAAGCCCAGUGGGGCGAAACAGGAGUCAUGGAAAAUGUCGUCUUCUUGAUUGACCUUCCUCUCAUUGAGGAUGAAUCACGCUGGUCGUCCAACACUCUGACCAACUUUGGCGAGGAACUUCGCUACUUCCUACAAGCUCAAGGUUUGGACGGCAGCUUGGUAAAUAGCCUCAGAAAGUAUGAUUUCUCGGAAACAGACCGUUACAGACUCGUUCACACGAUCGGUCAAACACACGUGGGCGAAAGUUGGCAGCGGACGGGUUAUUGUGGUCUCGGCCGCGCUGUAACGUCGCUCGGGCUUGGAACUUCAUCGGAUAUCGAUGUCGAUUUCGUGGUUGCAUCGCUCGGGUCGGUAAACGCCGACUUGUUGGGAUCAAUCUAUAACGCUGCACAAGGUGACAAUGGAAUGAAAGAAUAUGAGGAGAGGAAGCAGAGAGUCGGCAAGAAGAAGAAGACUUCAGCGGAGAAUAUGCCAGCGCUCGCCACCAGGUUCCGCAUAUACUUCCCAUCCCAGGAUACUGUGGUCCAGAGCCGCGGCGGAAAGAAUGCUGGCGGCACAAUCUGUGUCCAAAGCAAGUGGUGGGAUUCCCCCAGCUUCCCUAGAGAACUGAUCCGUGAUUGCAAGAGCGUCAGGCCGGGUCUCUUGAUGCACAGCAAGAUCAUGUUCGUGCGCCAUGUUCAGUCUGGGGAGUCGAAGGCUGCUUGGGCGUACGUCGGAAGCGCGAAUCUCUCCGAAAGCGCGUGGGGUCGUCUGGUCAAGGACAAAGCGACCGGCCAACCCAAGCUCAACUGUCGCAACUGGGAAUGCGGAGUGGUGAUCCCUGUACCCGCCGAGGCCACGGCAGGGGGCUCGUCUCACACAGACCUAACCGCCUUCGAGAACAGCAUCCCGGUGCCUAUGACGGUGCCCGGCGAUGCCUAUGGUGCUAGCGCAUCGAAGCGGCCCUGGCUUUUCCUCGAGAAUUGA